AAAAACUAGAAAAAAAAAAUAGAAACGACAAAUAUAAUUCCAAUAGUAAAUAAACAAAUUGCUUAACUGUGAAUCGCUGAAGACUCUUAACGGUAUUCGGCCAUAUAAACAAAGCACAAUUGAAGCGAUUGUCGAUGAAUGGCUGCUUGAAGAGUCGGCUGGCACUCUAAAGGUGCCGCAAGGUGGCAAACCAUUUAAGGUGACAAGUUAAUUAAAAAUACACAGAAUAUAUAUAUAUAUAUAUUAUAAAGCAACGCAAGUGAAAAGUGAGAGUCCGAGCGAGUGAGAGAAAUUAUAGCAGAGACCAAGACCCAGACCCAGACGCAGACCCAACUCGAGACCGGGCCGGAGACUCAUACCUAAACGAGGCGCGCUCAGCUUUAAAACUGAAUCCAAAAACCAAAAUCAAAAGCAACAAAAAUACUGGUUUUGAGAGAGCGCGCGCGCGCUCAAGAAAAAUACCAACGAUAUAAAGACAAAAACAAUUCAGACAUACAUUAAACUGUCAAUCCAUAGAGGCGACUCGCCCCCUCCAGAGGCCCCUAUGCGCACCGGCCCCCACUGCCCCCUCGGCACCCGCCCCUGACUUUGACUGUGGCUUGGCGGCGCGGCUGUUGUUGCUGUUGCCGUUGCUGGCGCUGGUUUGCCACUUAGCAUGCGCAUGCGCUACCGUUUUCUUGGCCAGUUGUAUUUUAGCCAUUAGCACGUUCGGAGCUGGAGUUAGACACUGGCUCCAAGUAUAUUUAUAGCUGAAACUAAAAGUGAAUUAAACGGUGCCUCAAGACUCACGCACAGCGAGACUUUAUGGCGACUUGGUGAAUUUGUAAUUGUGAAAGCGAAAGUUGCGUGCAAAAAGUGGAGUUUCAUAUAAAACGCACAUACAUAUAUGAAUAUAUGCCUAAAAGCUGAACAAACGACUCGAUAUACAAAUAAAGCGCGCGAAAUCAAGAAAAACAACAACCACAACAACAACAACUAAGAGAAUAACAACGACCGAUACAAGAGCAGCCGUCACAACAACCUUCAAGAAUUCCUCUUCAAGAGAGUAAAGCUUCAGCAUGCCCGCAGCCAGUUCUCAUUCGCGGCUCUUCUUCUACCUGCUGUGCGUCGCCUCACUGUUGGCUGUAUCAAAAUCGGAUACCGGUAGUACAAAGAACUCAUACUUUAUGUCGUAUUUCUAUUAUCUGGUUGUUAACUUUAUCAAUCCGUUUGCAAUGCCCAUCUUUUAUCGCUUCGUACACGUACUGCCGCUGCAGCCACCUGCCGAGGAUUUGGCCUACGAUGCGGCCUUACAGUUGGGCGUAUUGACGCACCGGCUCAAUCAGUUGGCCCACGAGGAGGAGUCGAGGCAGUUGGGCAUCACAAAUCUGACGCUCAACAACCUGGUUAGUCGUAUACCCUGUAACUGCGACACUGGCCUCUGCAAGUGCUGUGCAGGCUUUCUCUCGGUGAUUGGCAUGAACAGCUGCACAGAGGUCGUCUAUCGGCCGGAUGAGUUCUCCUUUGAGCUGCGCAUGCGCGUUAACAAUAACAUCUGGUUCCGCCGCAAGGUCUCCGGGCAGAAUCCGCCGCCCUUUUGCUUCAGGCCACCGCGCUUCAACUUUGCGCGCGCCUGCAUUCAGUUCCAUGAUAUCUGGUUCGUUGGCCGCAACAUGCAUGUCUGCAUGUACAUGUCCGGCGAGUUUCAGGGCUUUGAGCUCUUCGAACGCAACUUUGACUGCUUGCUCUUUGGGGAUCAUGGCGUAAAAAUCGUGCCGCCCGAGCAGGGCUAUCCAGUGAGACCCAACGAUGUGGACAUAGAUGAUGCAGAGGAUGAGAUCGAGGACUACGAUGAGAACGUUGUACGCAGCUUGGCGGAAAAGAUGAUGAGUUGAUUGUUGCAUACCCC
Molecule: messenger RNA, 1888 nt
Organism: Drosophila arizonae
Lineage: Eukaryota; Metazoa; Arthropoda; Insecta; Diptera; Drosophilidae
Source: RefSeq, a predicted model, not a curated record